Symbiodinium sp. CCMP2592 is the source of this 486-nucleotide messenger RNA. The record is from the annotation of a GenBank genome assembly. NCBI's taxonomy places the organism in Eukaryota, Dinophyceae, Suessiales, Symbiodiniaceae.
GAUUGGUUCCUGCAGCGACGCUUUGGGAUGGAACGAAACAUGGCCAUCAAGAAGACCUUGGACGAGAACAACUUCACCGGCCUGUCCAUUGCAAACCCUUCCGUCCCAGAUGCUCAGAAGGUAAUGUGGUCCGACCUCGUCCAGGGAAAGCCGGAACUCGAUGACUCCCUCAGCAACAACGCCAAGCAGAUGAAAGCCGACAUGUACAGCAAGAUGUUCAAGGACUCCACUGACCUGGAUCACCCAUGUCGCGUGGCCGGGAGCACCUACACCAGGUGCCUCCAGGAGAGCUUUAAGGAGGACUCGUCCGCACGAAAGAUGAAGUGCCUUCCCUCCUUCGAUGCCUUCGACGCGUGCCGCAAGGGCAUCUUGAAGCAGCAGACGCAAGCUGUGGAGAACGCGCUCAUCAAGCAGGACAUCGCCGACCGCCGUGCAAAGGCCCUCUUCGAGCGUCGCCAGAUCCUCCUCGACUCGCUGAACCGUUGA